GCGUGGUUCUCCGCUCCGAAAGGGGCUCGGGUGCGGGCGGCUGCAGAUUUGCGUUCUGCACCUGUAAUGACCCUGGAAAGCACUGAAGGCUGCGGGACCGGGGUGCCUGGGCGAGCUGGGGAAGCUGUGUGGGGCCGGUUCGCAGCUUUCCACAUGGCGAAUGGAGGAGGAGGUGCGGCACACUUCGGGUGAGCAGCGUGCUGCCCGGAGAAAGCGGCACCGGAGCGCUGCGAUGGCAUUUAUCGAGAGGAUAGUAAAGUUUUGAACGGUGCCUCCUCAAGAAGUGUGAUGAGAAAUGGCUUUAGGAAACAACACCCAGAGAAGUUACUCCAUCAUCCCCUGCUUCAUCUUUGUUGAGCUUGUCAUCAUGGCUGGGACUGUUCUGCUUGCCUACUACUUCGAGUGCACCGAUACUUUUCAGGUGCAUAUCCAAGGUUUCUUCUGUCAGGAUGGCAAUUUGAUGAAACCAUACCCUGGAACAGAGGAUGAGAGCUUCAUUUCACCUCUGGUGCUCUACUGUGUGCUGGCUUCGACUCCGACAGCUAUUAUUUUUAUUGGUGAGAUAUCCAUGUAUUUCAUAAAGUCAACCAGAGAAACCCUAAUCAUUCAAGAGAAGACUAUUUUGACUGGAGAGUGCUGUUACCUGAACCCACUGCUUCGAAGAAUCAUACGUUUUAUAGGAGUGUUUGCAUUUGGACUUUUUGCCACUGACAUAUUUGUAAAUGCUGGCCAGGUUGUGACUGGGAACUUGGCUCCAUACUUCCUGACUGUGUGUAAACCCAACUACACUGGAAACGACUGUCGGACCCACCACCAGUUCAUCAACAAUGGCAACAUCUGCACUGGGGAUGUGGAGGUGAUUGAAAAAGCGAGGAGAUCCUUUCCAUCCAAACAUGCUGCUUUAAGCAUCUACUCAGCUUUAUAUGCCACAAUGUACAUCACGAGCACAAUUAAAACAAAGAGCAGCAGGCUAGCCAAACCUGUGCUGUGCCUGGGCACCCUGUGUGCUGCAUUCCUCACUGGGCUGAAUCGAGUUUCUGAGUAUCGAAACCAUUGUUCAGACGUGAUCGCAGGCUUCAUCCUGGGAAGUGCAGUCGCCUUGUUUCUGGGGAUAUGUGUUGUCCAUAACUUUAAAGGCACCCAUGGAGCUCCUUCUAAACCGAAGCCUGAAGACCCACGAGGAAUGCCACUAAUGGCUUUUCCAAGAGUGGAAAGUCCGCUGGAGACACUGAGUGCACAGAAUCACUCUGCCUCUAUGACUGAAGUGACCUGAGAUGGAAGAUUGGCAACAGAAGCUAUUUUUUAUUACCCUCCAGUACAGUACUUCAAGACACACAGUUACUAAGUGUCAGACUGUGAUGAUCAGUAUUAUGUUAUGUCUAGUUAGAGGCUAAUGUUUUGUACAUUUUUUGUAUGAGGAAGUGAUGUAGCUUGCCCUGAUUUUUUUGUCAGCUUUAAUAUUAUUAUGCCAGAAUUUAAAAUCAAAAUAGAAAAAGAAACAAAAAAAAAAAAAAAACCUGAAACCUUUUCUUGUUUAAAGUGUGCACUGAGGAACUACAUCUAUGGAAUUGUUGGUGUUGUUAUGUGAUAUUUGUACACAGAUUUUUUUCCUUUUUGAAUUAAUAUAUCUUGAGAAAAAAUUCACUUUUACCUUUUCUUACCAUAACAAAGUGCUUCAACCGGCGGGUCAGAUUCUGAUCUUGGUAAGCUCUGGAGUAAUUACGUAUAUUUAAUUCAGAUGAAAAUAACGGUUAUCAGAAAUCUAACCCAAACCAACAAGUAGUAAACAUCCAGCCUUGAUUCAGUGAGCUACUUAAGCAAGCCUUAGCAUCAUGGACUUCAGCUAGCCAUGCAGCUUCCAGACUGCUUGGCAGACCUGACGUAUCCUUAAGCAUCUGACUGAAUCAGAGCCUGGUUGUUCUGGUGUGAGUGAUUGUGCUAGUUAUUGAAGAAUAACUAAAAUGGCAUAGCCAGUCUGCAAUAUAGACAGACUGGACAUGAAAAUUUAUAGUAGUAGCUGAUAGCAUGUGAGCUGACUAUAUCAUGUCCCUAGAUCUCUGUUCCUUCCCGAGGCCCAGCCAAAGCUCCCAGUGGAACCUGGCUUCAGGAAUUGACUAUGGGGAUAUACAGCCAUCACUGUGGAGCAGAGGCUGUGCUUUAAGUGUGUCAUAUCUUCAUCAUAGAUUUAUGAGGUAACUAGUAACACUAGUGCAAGGGAAAAGUGAUGCCACAUCUUCUGUGAAGUGGCAUUACUGAGCAUUCAGAUUGGCCUCACCAUGGAGCCAGUUGUGCCCUGACGGUGUCGUUUUCACUGAGGGGCUUUGGUGAGUUAAAAAAAAUUUUUUAAAAAACACCUAAACUGACACAGUCUGUAGUAGCAGUCUGCAUUUUUGUAAAUACUGCCAUGCAGAAUUUAUAUCCGUACUGCUAUUUCAAAAUUCAGCAACACUCUUUAAGGAAUAAAAAGAUACUUGGGGGGUGGGGAGGCAGAGGGGAACAAAAAGAACGCAUAUACCAUGGUUAGAGCUGGGGCAAAGGCUUCAUUACAUGACUUCUCACUGUUUCUAGGCUUUUCCUGCAUCUCAUUCUUCUAGCAUGGUGAUAACUGCUGUGUGUCUCCUUUAAAGAAUGGAGCCUCUGUCUGUACUUUUACUGGAACGUUUACCUCACGUUUCCAUUUUGGUUCUUCUUGGCUUUUUUUGUAUAUUUUUUUCCAAAACAGAUGCAAAAAAAAAAAUCAAAAAAAAUGUGUAGUGUGGUCUCUGUCUCUUCUGCAUGAUAUUGCACAAAGAAAAUAUGGGAUGUCUGUGUCUUGUUACGCAGUAAUUUAUCCAUGUAGAUAUUUUCUUGUGGCUCUUCUGCUGUCUGCUGUCUGGGUCAGUCUUAGGAAUGUAAAGAUUAGACUUGUGCCAUACAGAACCAUGAGGAAUCACCAGCAGUGUUAUGGAGCCCUCACCACAACUUAGAUCCAAAUUCCCCUGAAAGUGAGGGAAAACUGCUGAAUAAACUUGGCUUGUUCUGCUGCCUUAGGAAGAUAAUGGCAUUAGGGAAGCUCAUUAGCAAAGAAUACUCCAUUUGAUAUGCCCACACAGCAGCACCUCAUCAUGCUCCAAGGGGCUAGCAGUGGAAAUGAAUCCUAAAAUAUACUCAGUUAUAUUUUGUAUCUUGUUUUUUGCAGAUGUGAUCCAUGGGUUUGUUUUGUUCUUGUUGUUGUUGUUCAGAGGCACAACCUUCUCAGUGUGCCAUUUACAGCUUCUGUACAGGGACCUAACAGUGGCUUCUGCAGUCCCUUGUAAAGAUGUGUUACCUAAAAUAAAUACAUUGCAAUGCUGUGCUUUUCAUCAGUGUUGCAUCACCUUAAGGUGGACGUACAGUUCUCGUACUACAUGAAGUUUAAUGCAAUUCAGGUAUGAACCUGGCCUAUGUAAUGCAACUGGCAGAAGUACCUGAGCUGCCUGCUGGGGCAGUGACCCUGCUGGAAGGCUGUGACCUCUCUCUAUCCCCUGCCAGGACCCUAGUUGUACCCAGGACUCUUCUUGUUCCUCCUGGCUCCUUCUAGUAUGUGAAUUGUGCUUCUUGGCUGCAAAAAAGCUCUGGAAUGCAACUCAAUGUGAGGAAAACCAUCUGCACCUGCUUUGACAGUGUACCUGCAUGAAGGGAAAAUUGGCACAUUUCACCAGGAUAAAAAUUAAUAUAAUAUUCAUCCUCCCCAAAACUUGAACGAGCAUGUUCUACAAAACUGCUUUCAUUGAAAAGCCUCAGGUGUCAGUCAGUAUCUCAAGCUUAAUUUCAGAUGGAUCCAAACAAGUGCUUGGUUUGCAGUCUUGAGCCUCUAGGUAAGCAAAGCAUCAUUAUUUCUUCCAGGCUUACAAAACUCCAAGGCUCAGGACACAU
Molecule: messenger RNA, 3894 nt
Organism: Numida meleagris (helmeted guineafowl)
Lineage: Eukaryota; Metazoa; Chordata; Aves; Galliformes; Numididae
Gene: PLPPR1
Product: phospholipid phosphatase related 1
Exons: 8
Coding region: 296-1273 (325 amino acids)
Biological process (GO): phospholipid dephosphorylation; signal transduction; phospholipid metabolic process
Molecular function (GO): phosphatidate phosphatase activity
Source: RefSeq, a predicted model, not a curated record